AUGUCCAUAUAUUUCCAAGGAAGUAACUGCAGCAAAUCUCAUUUCGUCUGUGACGAAUGUAAAUGUGGCCUUGAUGCACCAUUGAUGACAUCAUGGACUGAUGCUAACUUAGGACGUCGUUUCUAUGGAUGUGAAAUGUAUAAGGGACACAAAAGGUGCAAUCAUUUUGUAUGGUCUGAUGAGGAGAUGACUCUAAUAUCAAAAGAGUUGAUUUCUUCAUUGAAUGAAAGAUUAGGUCUGGAGAAUAUUAAAGUCGAAGAAUGCAAGCACAAAGAGGAUGAGUUGAAGAUGAAGAUCAAGUUUCUGAGAAUCCAGUUGAAGUUUACAAUUGGGAUGAUCAUUUUGUUGUUAAUAGGACUAGUUGCUACAAGUGUAAUGAAUUAG
Messenger RNA from Lathyrus sativus (Indian pea), 384 nucleotides. The record is from the annotation of a GenBank genome assembly. NCBI's taxonomy places the organism in Eukaryota, Viridiplantae, Streptophyta, Magnoliopsida, Fabales, Fabaceae.